AUGGCAGGAAAGAACCAAACCUAUCCUGACAACAGAGGUGCAGUUCCUCUGUGCUAUGAAUCUGUGAAUGGCUCCUGUCCUAAGUUCAUCUAUCCAGUGGUGAUUCGUGUGCCCCUGUACAUCUUCUUUGGGACCACAGUUCUGCUAACGGUGAUUGGUAACUUACUGGUGGUCAUUACUGUGGUCCAUUUCAAACAGCUCCGCUCUCCAACCAAUUAUCUCAUCGUGUCGUUGGCUAUGGCCGACCUGCUUGUGGGUGCCUUUCUGAUGCCACCUUCCAUAGUGCGCUCUGUAGAAAAUUGCUGGUAUUUGGGUAACUUUUAUUACAGAUAUUACGCUAUUUGCCACCCACUCCGCUACCAAACCACCAUAACUCCCUCCGUGACCAUGGCCAUGAUCUUUAUCAGCUGGAGUGUCCCUGGCCUUGUUGGAUUUGGGAUGAUUUUCCUUGAGCUCAACAUUUUGGGCUAUGAGGAGUUUUACUAUAACAACUUCUACUGUGAAGGAGCUUGCAUUUUGUUUCAGGGCGGACUGUCUGGGGCUUUAUCUUCUAUUCUUUCAUUUUACAUUCCAGGAGUCAUAAUGCUCUCCAUAUAUGCAAAACUUUACAGCAUUGCACAGAAACAAGCUCGGUCAAUUCAAGACAAGCACAAUACGAAUGGGACCUCUGCCUCCAAAAUGGAGAGAAAGGCCACCAGAACACUCGCCAUUAUCAUGGGUGUAUUUUUGUCCCUCUGGCUGCCAUUUUUUAUUUGUAACAUAAUUGAUCCAUUUAUUGGUUAUUCCAUUCCACCUUUGGUAUUUGACAUGGUUAUGUGGAUCGCCUAUUUCAAUUCAACCUGUAACCCGAUUGUAUAUGCACUGUUUUACAGCUGGUUUAGAAAGGCAUUCAAAAUGAUCUUGUUUGGUAAAAUCUUUGGGCAAAAUUCAUCAAGUGUAAAUUUGUUCCGAGAGUGA
Molecule: messenger RNA, 957 nt
Organism: Alosa alosa (allis shad)
Lineage: Eukaryota; Metazoa; Chordata; Actinopteri; Clupeiformes; Clupeidae
Product: trace amine-associated receptor 1-like
Exons: 2
Coding region: 1-957 (318 amino acids)
Biological process (GO): G protein-coupled receptor signaling pathway
Cellular component (GO): membrane
Molecular function (GO): trace-amine receptor activity
Source: RefSeq, a predicted model, not a curated record